GCUGGGGCAGCGCACCCGUCCCCCUCGCUCGGCCGGGACAAGAAAGAGGCGGCGGCGGCGGCGGGGCUGGCGGCCCGAGGCGGCGCGGCGCAUCCCGCACACGCGAGCCGGGCGGCGGCGGCGGCGGCGGGGCCCAAAGAUUUCAGCAAUCCGCUCGCCUUCUUCCACCUAGGCUGCAUGGUUGGUCCCUGGAAAUGGGAUGCCAAUCCCAUUUAGGGAUUGUAAAAGAAGCCAGAGCUUUCCCUUGCACCGGCUGUUGUUACCAGCUCGACCACAAGUGAGACAAAGAGGCAGAAGAAGAUGUCCACAGUCACAUCUGCAAUCCAGGUGCCCCAGGGCCCUGUCAACCCUCCUCCCCCAGAGGUCACCAACCCCAACAAACCUGGAAGGAAAACCAACCAGCUACAGUACAUGCAAAAUGUUGUGGUGAAGACCCUGUGGAAGCAUCAGUUUGCAUGGCCCUUCUACCAACCAGUGGAUGCAAUUAAAUUGAAUUUGCCAGAUUAUCACAAAAUAAUCAAAAACCCAAUGGACAUGGGGACGAUCAAGAAACGGCUGGAACACAACUAUUACUGGAGUGCCAGCGAAUGUAUGCAGGAUUUCAACACCAUGUUUACAAAUUGUUACAUAUACAACAAGCCCACCGAUGACAUUGUCCUUAUGGCUCAAGCCCUGGAGAAGAUCUUCCUGCAGAAAGUGGCCCAGAUGCCUCAAGAGGAAGUUGAAUUGUUACCUCCAGUUCCAAAAGGCAAAACUCGGAAAUCGGCUGCCAGCGCUCACAAUGCAGGGGCGCAGCAUGCAGCGGCUGUGUCUUCUGUGUCCCCGCCAGCCCCCUUCCAGAGCGUCCCUCCCUCGGUCUCGCAGACGCCGGUCAUUGCUGCUACGCCUGUGCCAACCAUCACUGCAAACGUCGCCCCCAUCGCCGCCCCCCCUGCUGCCACACCCCCUCCACCUCCUGCUGCACCCAUCAUGCCAGUAGUUCCUCCAACGCCACCUAUCGUCAAGAAGAAGGGAGUGAAGCGGAAAGCAGACACGACCACACCCACCACAUCGGCCAUCACUGCCAGCCGGAGUGAGUCACCCACCCCACUGUCAGACCCCAAGCAGGCAAAAGUAGUGGCUCGGCGGGAAAGUGGGGGCCGGCCCAUCAAACCACCAAAGAAAGACCUGGAAGAUGGGGAGGUCCCCCAGCACGCAGGCAAGAAAGGCAAGCUUUCGGAACACCUGAAGUACUGCGACAGCAUCCUGAAGGAGAUGCUGUCCAAGAAGCAUGCCGCCUACGCUUGGCCUUUCUACAAACCCGUGGACGCCGAGGCCUUGGAGCUGCAUGACUACCACGACAUUAUCAAGCACCCGAUGGAUCUCAGCACUGUGAAAAAAAAAAUGGACAGCCGGGAAUAUCAAGAUGCCCAGGGAUUUGCAGCAGAUAUUCGGUUAAUGUUCUCUAAUUGUUACAAGUACAAUCCUCCCGACCAUGAAGUUGUGGCCAUGGCCAGGAAGCUUCAGGAUGUCUUUGAGAUGAGAUUUGCCAAGAUGCCAGAUGAGCCAGCAGAACUGCCACCUCCACCUCCUCCGGCAGCACCAGUGGUGAGCAAGAGCACCGAGAGCAGCCACAGCAGUGAGGAGAGCUCCUCCGAUUCGGACAGCUCCGACUCUGAAGAGGAGAGAGCCACACGUCUGGCAGAGCUCCAGGAACAGGAUUGUUCCCGAUCAUUGAGGCAGUGCUACAAGGUCAAUGACUCCCAAGACUGGAAUGGAUGGAAUCUGAAGGCCGUGCAUGAGCAGUUGGCUGCCCUGUCCCAAGCUCCAGUGAACAAACCAAAGAAAAAAAAAGAGAAGAAGGAGAAAGAGAAAAAGAAGAAGGACAAGGAGAAAGAGAAGGAGAAAGAGAAGCACAAGGCAAAGGCAGAGGAGGAGAAGAAGGCAAAGGUAGCCCAGCCAGCAAAGCAGGCGCAGCAGAAGAAAGCCCCGGCCAAGAAGGCCAACAGCAUCCCCGCAGUGAACAGGCAGCUGAAGAAAGGAGGCAAGCAGACUUCAGCGACCUACGAUUCAGAGGAGGAGGAGGAGGGCCUGCCCAUGACCUACGACGAGAAGCGACAGCUCAGUUUGGACAUCAACCGCUUGCCUGGGGAGAAGCUGGGCCGAGUGGUGCACAUCAUUCAGUCACGGGAACCUUCACUCAGAGACUCCAAUCCUGAUGAGAUUGAAAUAGAUUUUGAAACCUUGAAGCCCACGACAUUACGAGAACUGGAGAGAUAUGUCAAGUCUUGUUUACAGAAAAAGCAAAGGAAGCCCUUUGUCUCAGCAGUUGUGCGUUCCUCCUCUACAGCUGCAAGUGGAAAGAAGCAAGCAGCAAAAUCCAAGGAAGAGCUCGCUCAGGAGAAGAAGAAGGAGCUGGAGAAACGCUUGCAAGAUGUGAGUGGGCAGUUGAACAACAACAAGAAACCUGCCAAGAAAGAAAAAUCUGGCUCUGCCCCCUCUGGAGGUCCUUCCCGCCUCAGCAGCAGCAGCUCUUCAGAAUCAGGGAGUAGCAGCUCGAGUGGAUCCAGCUCAGACAGUAGCGACUCGGAGUAAGCUACGGACACUUCACAUGUCAGGACAGCAAAUGGACGUCUCGUUCACACACACACACCCGUCCCUCGGCAGCGUUUCCUUUUUUUUUUUUUUAAUGGUCUGCUUUAUCCCAUCACCUUUUAAAACAUUUUUUAAAUUCAGUGUUAUAAAAAGAUACUUUCCAAAAUUAAUUUUUCCCACUUUCCGUAGGUCAAAGAUCCGUGUGUGUGAUUAGACUUUGCAACAAGAAAUAUGCUUUGCUUAAAGUCUCUAAAGAUUUUAAUGGAAAGUGAUUUGUUCACCAAUGAGGAGAUGCUGGAAACUCCCAAUGAGAGAUCAUAGAAAACACGUGUAAUAUAUGGGGGUGGGGGGUGUUUUGGUAAGUUCUUUUUUUCCCUGGAAAUUUCCUUCUUAAUACAGCCCAAGACUGGCUCAUCUCUAUGACGACGACACAAGGUGGAGGGGGGAACUCUCUGUAAAAUGGUACUGUAUCUGGGAAACGUUAGUUCUUGAAGUAGUCCAUGUAUUUGUUCUUAGCACUAGUGUUCCUAACCUCCAGGGACCUGAUCCACUAUUCUAGUGCUCCUGCAUGGAUUGUGCAAGAGAAUUACUUGGUGGAUUGAGCCCCAAGUCUACAUUGUGAUGAAGACCAUCAUCUUUUUUUAUAUAUAAGAGGGAAGAAAAAGAAAGCUUAUGUACUGUGCAUUGUUAAAAUGUAUCUUUUUAGAUAUUUCUUUUAUCCUUUUUAACAAAAAAACCAUACAGAGGUUCAGGCUUCUGUUCUGAAGGUUCUCAAGAGGUUGCCCAGCAGAUUAAAACUGGUGUGUGGUAUCUUGGUUCUUGGAAACUCAAAGCAGGGUGGCCAAGAUCUAGUCACUUCCACGUGUAUCAUGGGGGCAGAGACAAGAGCUGUGAUGCUCCAUGCACUGUGCCAGGGAAUGGGUCUGCAUGACCAUGGAACUCCCCACCGUUUAUGUAGAUGGAGCAUUCUCUUUUCAGAAAUAAGAGCAAGGCCGAGACUGCCCCUCAUACAGCCUUUGGUGUGGGGCUGGAUGCGUCCUCUCGCCCUGCAGGUCAUGCCUGUAAUCCACAUUUGGGUGGUGGGAAAAUAUCAGCGAGAGUCUCCCCACCAAUAGUCAGGGAUGGUAAAAACCUGCUUAUGUUGAACAAGGUUUUGUCUCAAGUUCCCCAGGCCUCUCUGUGGUGUGUGCUUAGUUGUUUGGAUCUCACUUCCCUUUUUGGAGGAGGGAGAAAAAUAUGAUCUGGCAUCACUGUGAAACAUCUGCCUAAUGCAUUGCAAGGUGAGGGGGGGAGGCGCAUGGUUCCUCCAUUGUGCAAGCACAUGGAUAAUGGGUGAACCAGGAUUAUGUUUCUAGGAACUCUGAGGUGCUUCAAAGCUUAUUGAGGGCACCUCAGGAAGGAAAUCCAUGCCAGGUAAGAUGCCCUGCAAUAAAACUGGACCCAUCCUGUCAUCACAUGAGUUUUCUCCUUGCUGAAAAAGAACCAUAUAAUGCUUAUGGUAGUAGUAGUAGCCGAGGUGCCAUAUCAAGCCAUAUUUUGGUGUGGCACAGCUAGGUUUGGUAAUGUGACAGUAGGGCACUAUGGUUGUGACUCUAGCAAAGCUCUGGGGGCCAAAGAAGAGCCAGCGACUGAUCGAAUGUCUGUCCCUCUGCCCCCCUUUGUCACAGCAAGGAAGCUCUUAGGAUGAAAAGCCACCUGUGUCUUGUGCACGUACAGGUCUCCAAAGGAACCUUUUACCUCAAGGUGGUCGUUGUGGGGAGGGGGGAGAUACACUAUGGGAAGGGACGUAGUGGGGGAGGAAAAUUAGCGGGUUUUGUAAGAUGCAUCAAUUUUCUAAAAGUUAAUUUUUUUUCCAGCUUGUCUUGGAGACCUGCACUUCCACAAAUGACAUGCUCCAGAAUCUACUGUCCCUUGUUCUCAUGUAUAUAGAAAUACUUUAUUUAUUAAUACCAAGUCACUUAAAAACAUAUCCUGCAUUUUGAAGAGCAGAAGAAAAAAACGCAGUGUUUUUUUAAAAAAAUCAAGCUCUAAAGAAUUGGGAGCCCUUUUUAUUUAAAUGGAUUUGACUUUUUAACCUCCAGGUGCUACGGAUAUUUGUUUCCUGUGCCGGUGCUUAUUCCUUGUAUGUGGAUCCAGAUUUAGGGGGAGGGGGUUGUUUUGGGUUUUGUUUGAUUUCUUUUUGUACAGACUUUGGAGACUUACAGGUAUCGAUAACUUCCAGAUAAAGCAUGUUUUAUUUGUAUAUUCCUAGUCCCCUUCCAGGUCGGUCUUUUUCUCUUUCUCUGUAUCUUAAUUGUUUUAAAGUAGAACAGUUUGGAAAAAAUAAAGGAACAAAGACCCAAUUUUCAGAGCAAAUGCUGGUUCUGUAAUGUACAUGUAGUAAACGAGAGAAUGGGUUGGGUUCUAUGAUAAAACAGAAUUUCCAUUUGAAACAGUGAGGGGUAGAACAUUCACUUGUGGCUGAAGCUACAGAUUAUGUUGUUUAAUGUCCUCUAGCUGUUUAGGCACGAAAUCUGGAUAUUUGGGCUGGUUAGUUACCAACAUCUAGUUCUACCUCGCUCUUCCAGCUGAUCUUGGGGUGGCUGUAGAAAUCCUGAACUGGUGCCUGGAGGCAAUUUUGAAGUGGAUGCAGGUAACAAACUGAAGCUCAAUCCACACAAGACGGAAGUACUAUUGGUGAGCAGAAGGUUUGACCCAGGAUUUAAGGUGUUACCUGUUUUGGACAGGGUUGCAUUCACCUUGAAGGAGUAAGUAUGUGGUUUGGAGCUGUUCUUAGACCCAGGCCUACUGUUGGAUAAGCAGGUGGCAGCUGUGGCCAGGGUUGCUUUUUACCAGCUUUGACUGGUGAAUCAGCUGCAACCUUCCCUUGGCAGGAAAGAUCUGGCCACUGUGGUACAUGCCCUAAAGGUAAAGAUCGCCCCCAGUGCAAGCACUGAGUCAUUACUGACCCAUGGGGGGACGUCACAUCACAUUUUCUUGGCAGACUUCUUGUUAUGAGGUGGUUUGCCAUUGCCUUCCCGAGUCAUCUACACUUCACCCCUGCGAAACUGGGUACUCAUUUUACUGACCUCGGAAGGAUGGAAGGCUGAGUCAACCUUGAGCCUGUUAUUU
Molecule: messenger RNA, 5685 nt
Organism: Eublepharis macularius
Lineage: Eukaryota; Metazoa; Chordata; Lepidosauria; Squamata; Eublepharidae
Gene: BRD3
Product: bromodomain containing 3
Exons: 13
Coding region: 301-2574 (757 amino acids)
Biological process (GO): regulation of DNA-templated transcription; chromatin remodeling
Cellular component (GO): nucleus; chromatin
Source: RefSeq, a predicted model, not a curated record